AUGGUUAAUUUAAGGUUUUUGGGCGGAUAUCUCAAAGAGUUGACACAAAAUGUGUUUGGAUUGAGGAGUAAAUGCCAGAGUACUCGACGACUUGAUGGUCAGGUUGUGGUGAUAACCGGUGCCAACACUGGUAUCGGCAAAGAGACUGCACUUCAACUGUCACUUCGAGGAGCAAAGAUAAUCAUCGGAUGCCGUGAUGUGAACAAAGCUAACGGUGCCGUCGAUGAGAUACGUGCGAAGAACCCAAACGCCAACUUAAAU
Molecule: messenger RNA, 261 nt
Organism: Oppiella nova
Lineage: Eukaryota; Metazoa; Arthropoda; Arachnida; Sarcoptiformes; Oppiidae
Source: the annotation of a GenBank genome assembly